AUGGAUAGUCUGAAAAGCCCAGAUGAGCAUAAACAACCAUCGGACGCGGAAGAGAGAUGGCAAGAUUAUAAUCCUACAGAUUCCCUUUCUCUUUCUCUUCCAGACAACCAAAGUCCAACCCCACCAGUGACAGGGAAGGAAAAUCGAAUAUGCAAGGUCUGCAAAAAGGGCUUUAGCUCAGGAAGAGCUCUUGGAGGUCAUAUGAGAAUUCACGCAGCCCAGUCCCAGGGUGAACUCCAACUACUCCAAGAGGGAGGCCAUGAGUAUGAUGAUGAUACCAUUAACACCAAUACCGAUAACAUCCUCCCAAUCCCCAACAGUAGUCCGAUCAAGCUGAAGCUAAUUACAAAGCAUCACCGCCAUGGAAACUACAAUAAAAGAUCAGCUGGCAUUGGCAACACAGCUGUUGCUGGUAGUGAGGCGGCCUUGAAGUACCUGAGAGUCAAUGUUCAUCGUCCGUGGAAAUUGAAAUCGAAAUCGUCGAAUAUUAUAAUUAACAGGAGCAGCAACCCUACCUGUACUAUUUGUGGGAAGAACUUCCCAUCGAUGAAGUCGUUGUUUGGUCACAUGAGAUGCCAUCCCGAGAGGGAGCGGAGAGGAAUUCAGCCCCCUUCCUCUCCACCUCAAUUUCCAUCUCCUACUGAGGAUGCUAGAAUUUCAUCCGCCUCCCUCUCAGUUUCCACUCUUUCGGAUAAAGAAGAUUCCUCUUGUGAUCACAAUCACAAUGGAAAGAUAGAGACGAACGAUGAUCAUCAGCUUGAUUUUGACCACUGUUCCACCACUGCUCUCUCAGCUCUCAAUCUUGUAGACUCCUUCUCCUCCUCCUCCUCCUCCUCCAGCUGGUCUCUCACUGGCAAAAGGGGCCGCAAAGCCACCAAAGCUCUCGCGUUGCCCAUCGCUGCUACUGUUCCUCCCCCACCACUCGCUUCUCCUUCUGACGUGGACAUAGAAGCCGCCUAUAAUCUCAUAAUGCUUGCUCAUCACGGCAAUCCUCUGGGUCUGGGUCUUGGUCUGGAUUUCUCAUCACGUUUCCAUUCAAAGUCAAACUCAAAGCAGCAACAUGCUUUUUCACCUUCUUUCAGACCCAAAAUAAGAAUUGGGAAUCCUCAAAAUAUGGAGGACUCGUCUAAGAAGCGAAGAAGCGACGAGGAGGAUGAGUCACAUUCACAAUCAGCUGUCUCAGCUGCCUCACGAAAAAGAGAGUGCCUAUCCUUGCCCAAGAAGCUCAAAAUUAAUGUCACAGCUGCUGGUUCACUCGUCACCUCACCACCGAACUGCAGGAAUGACGAGGAGGACUUAGGAGAGAACAACAGAAUCGUCCAUGAUGACUUGAUGAGGAUGCAGAACAUCAGCAGCAGCCAGAAGGAUGUGGACGAGGAUGUCGAUGAUGAAUCUUAUAGUAAGACCCAUGACUCCGAUCAGCAGCCAGACCAGCUCCCUUGGAUGUCUGAGAUGAUUCUCAGUCAGAAGUUGAAGCAGAAGAUGAUGAGGAAGAAAAAGAAGAAGAUGAAGCAGGUCAGAGAUUUGAAAAAGUGUGUUGAUCAGCUGACUCUAACUGACGACGACCACAAGCAGCAGCAGCAGCAGCAUAAGGGGUCAGCCACAGCAUCCUUUUCCGAUAAAUUCAAGUGCAGGACUUGCAAUAAAACCUUCACGACGCACCAAGCCUUGGGUGGACACAGAUCAAGCCAUAAGAUUGGAAGGAACCCUCUCAAUCGUCCCAUCCUAAUCACAACCCCCACGGCAAUGGAUGAUUCGGGUAUUGCAGGCAACGACGAAGACCUGACCUCGACCUCAACCUCGACCGGAGAAGAAGAAUCGCAAUCACAAUACCAACAUCGCUGCAAGAUUUGCUACAAGGCGUUCCCUACGGGUCAGGCCCUUGGGGGCCAUCAGAGGCUUCACUGGAAAAGCCCAGCUGAAGCAGCUGCUCCUUCCAGCUCAGUGGCAUCGCCGCUUCCUGAGGAUAUCAGCAAGGAAACUGGGUGUGGGACCUUAGAUUUCGACCUGAAUGUGCUUCCAGUGCAAACUGUGGAGGACGAUAAUGAAGCUCUCUCGGCUCAGGUGAUUGUUUCACCGAAUCUGUGAGGCUAGGCAUAAUUAGCAAUAGUUAGGUAGUCCUCGUUUCUGCAGUUUCCACUCAUUCGGAUUAUGUAUAUAUCUAUUCAAGAAAGAUUAAGGUCUCCAUCUCCAUCUCCAUCUCCAUCUCCAUCUCUAUCUCCGUCUCCGUCUAACUCGAAAAGAAAGAAGAAAUUUAUGGGUAGUGGGGGUGGGAGACGUUUGAAAUAGGAAUUAAUUGUCUUUUUCAUGUGCACCUGUUGGUUGGUUCAAUGGGUUGAACUGGAAUGUCACCGAAAAAGCUUUUGCUUUUGUUUUUGUUUUUGUUUUUG
This is a messenger RNA of Macadamia integrifolia, 2390 nucleotides long. RefSeq lists its product as uncharacterized. The transcript has a single exon. Lineage: Eukaryota; Viridiplantae; Streptophyta; Magnoliopsida; Proteales; Proteaceae. The record is from RefSeq and is a predicted model, not a curated record. Gene Ontology annotation, molecular function: DNA-binding transcription factor activity. The coding region runs from base 1 to 2088 and encodes 695 amino acids.